Messenger RNA from Morchella sextelata, 513 nucleotides. RefSeq lists its product as uncharacterized. The record is from RefSeq and is a predicted model, not a curated record. Gene Ontology annotation, molecular function: magnesium ion binding; acireductone synthase activity. NCBI's taxonomy places the organism in Eukaryota, Fungi, Ascomycota, Pezizomycetes, Pezizales, Morchellaceae. The coding region runs from base 1 to 513 and encodes 170 amino acids. The transcript has 4 exons.
AUGUCUCCUCUUCCUUAUCCAUCAGUACUCAUCUUUGGGUCCUUGUGUUGGAUUGGGCACAUGGAGAUCUAUCUUUCUGGCUAUCGUGAUGGAGCCUACCAAGCACCAAUCUACCCAGAUGUCUUUCCAGCGAUAAAGCACUGGUCCGAAGAGCUCGGACUGACGGUCGACAUAUAUUCGUCCGGAUCCGUCGCCGCCCAGAAGCUCCUCUUCCAGCACACCGAUGCCGAAGUCAGCGACAUGACCAAGUACUUCUCGGGCUACUUCGACACCGUGAGCGCCGGCCCGAAGACAGAAGCCGCCUCCUACAAGAUCAUUGCCGAAAAGACCGGCAUCGAUGCGGCCUCUUGGCUCUUCCUUAGCGACAACGUCAAGGAAGUCGCAGCGGCAAAACAGGCCGGAAUGGACGCAGCAAUCAUUGUUCGUCCCGGCAACGCACCCUUGAACCUCGAGGACAAGGACGCACACCGUGUUGUCGAGAACGGAUUCGACGAGGUGACAGCCUGGAUCUAA